Messenger RNA from Raphanus sativus (radish), 1345 nucleotides. RefSeq lists its product as uncharacterized. The record is from RefSeq and is a predicted model, not a curated record. Gene Ontology annotation, cellular component: peroxisome. The coding region runs from base 175 to 1017 and encodes 280 amino acids. Gene Ontology annotation, biological process: regulation of gene expression. The transcript has 4 exons. Lineage: Eukaryota; Viridiplantae; Streptophyta; Magnoliopsida; Brassicales; Brassicaceae.
GCGAAUCGGCCCAUACAAACCAACCAAUGAGUAUCGAUUUAUAUAUGCGGAAGACCUAAUACUACUAUCUCUAUCGCUCGCUCUCUCUUUCGCAAACACAUUGAUCCGUCGCUAGCUCGCUCAUCGUCAGCCGUUUCAGAUUCUAGCUCAGUGAUCUUGAUUCAACCUGUGUGAAUGAACCAAGUCGAGAACAUGGCGACGCAGCAGCCUGGGGAGGUGGAGAAAGCUUUUGUGCUAUGGGACAUGGGCAACUGUCCUAUUCCAGACGGUCACGAUCCUCUUACGGUGGUUAGGAAAAUACAAAUAGCAGUGGAAAAGUCAGGCCACGUCAGCCGCAAUGGUGAGAUCUCCAUCACUGCCAUCGGCAGCAAACUAAGAGAGAUCCCUGGUGAAGACGUCAUGAGGAGACUCUCUUCCUUUGAAAUCUCUCUUAAACAUUCCCACCGCUAUACACAUGAUUUGGACGAGUGGGCCGAUGCGAAUCCUCCUCCGAGUACUAUGAUGAUCAUCGAUGAUCAUGAGCGAAUUGGAUGGAUAGCUUCUAAACUUUCCAGGCUUGAAGAUGCUGGAUACAGAAUUCUUCUUGCAUAUCCUCCUCAGCGUGACCUAGCCGCCACCACACCCUUUCCACGUUCCUUUUCUAAACAGUGGGAUUGGGAUGCCUUAGUCUUUGAUGAACAGCAGGAGACAACAACAACAACAGCAACAACGAGCCUUGUUUUUAGUCAGGGCAAGUACAAUGAUGAAUAUCCCUUUGCUUGCGAAGUAUGCUUUGUUGCUGUCAAAACCUUUGAAGAUUUCAUCGCCCAUCUCAAGAGUGUAGAACAUGAGUAUGGUGAGUGGGACAGGUAUGCUAGUAAAAACGGUGUGGAUCGUACUAUCCGUGAAAACUUGCCCUUGGGUCGAUCAAAGGAGAUGGACGUGCUGCUUAUCCAAGACAUGGAGAGACGUCUUAUGAAAAGGAAGGAGCGUAGUCGCGGCUUACUUAGGCCUCGAACCAGACUUGACCUCUUUUGAGUCCCAACUAAUUUACUUAGCUAUGAGUUUUGGUUUUACCUUGACUUGGGUUUUAUUCUAAAGUAUUGAAAGGAACAUUUAAAGAAGGAUAAGCUGGGAGAAGAAGCCACAAGCGGGUGUUUCGAUUUUCAUAUGCAUGGUAUGCGUGAUGCCACUAAAAUCUCCGCCUCGACGCAAUGGUGGUUACGAAGCUCUCUAACAGAAAAAGUGUAGACAAGGACGUUGAGGAUGCAGCUAGGCGUUGUAUGUUUAUAUAUGUUAGAUAACUUUUUACUUUUUUUUUUCUAAUAAAUUUGGAGUGUGACUUGUUUUAAAAAAUUAUUUUGUA